CAACAUCGUCAUCCCAACUUGACGUGCUUGAGAGUUAGGUUGUUGCUUCACACUUCCCAUCCAAUUUCCGCCAACUUCCUUUCUAUUCAACAGCACCACGCCAUGCCAGUGCAGCGGUACCACUUACGCGACCAUGGCCAACAUUUAUAACAGCCAACUCGACGCGUUCGAACUCUACCACCAAGUCCAAGAAGAAAACAACAACCGAUCACGAACCUCAGGAUCAGGAGGGUCCAAAGCACCGUUUCUAGAAGCCCUCGGCCAUGCGGUCGCCGGAUCAGCAGGGUCCGCGCUCUCAAACGCGAUCCUCUACCCGAUCGAUUUAAUUAUUACUCGGCUCCAACUGCAACGACAGCUACGAAAGGACCAGUCCCAACCCUCGGAAGACGAGUACAAGGGCUUCAUUGAUGCGGUCGAAAAGAUCUACAAGAAUGAAGGCGGCGUCGCUGGAUUGUACACGGGUUUGCUGCAGGCGACGGGCAAGACGAUUGCCGACUCGUUCAUCUUUUUCUUAGUUUAUAGCUUUCUUAGGGAUAAGAGGCUGGUCAGACAUGGAAAGGGGACGAAGUCGUUGCCGGCGAUUGAAGAGCUGGUUGUCGGGUUUGUCGCGGGCAGUUUGACGAAACUUGCGACGGCGCCGAUUGCGAAUAUUGUUACGAGGAAGCAGGCGGCUGCGCUGCUGGCGGCGAAAGAGAACGACUCCCAACCGUUUCACGUUCCCUCCGCCCGAGAGAUCGCCCGAGACAUCUAUGCCGAGAAAGGUCUGACGGGGUUCUGGUCCGGUUAUUCAGCUUCACUGGUGUUGACGCUCAACCCAUCAAUCACGUUCGGCUUGUUUGAAACCCUGAAAAAGCUGUUCCUGCCGCACCAUAGGAGAGCGCAUCCGCCGCCAUAUUUGACUUUCUUGCUGUCUGCUUUCAGCAAGGCUUGUGCCUCCUCGGUCACGUAUCCUUUCAGUUUGGCCAAGACACGGCUCCAGGCCGGAGGAGCCACUCGACAACAAGAAGAGCGUGACGAGGACAAAGUGAUUGAUCAGGAUCUUGAAAGCGACAAGGCCAAAAAGGCCGCCAGGGCCACGAUCUUCAGUACCGUUUUGACGAUUGCCCAGACGGAGGGAGUGAGUGCGCUUUAUGAAGGGUUGUAUGUGGAGAUUCUUCGGUCUUUCUUCAGUCAUGGAAUCACCAUGCUGGUGAAACAGAUUAUUCAACGGUUUCUGGUCCGCGCAUAUUAUAUCACCUCCAUCGUGCUGGGUCGAUAUAAGCGGAAAGGCAAGACAACUGCAAGCCGGCUGGCUCAGCGGGCAAAAUCUAGUGUCGAGUAUUAUAAUCUGGCCAUGGCGCGUGCGAGCGAGAAAUUGGAAGAAGCCACUCAGGCGGUCAAGGAAAAGGCUAAUGAGACGGCUGAGUUUGUGGGUGAAUAUGUCGAGGAGGAUUCGGGGGAAUGGCGCGAGUUGUAUGGGACGACGGGGCUUGCGAGGUGGCUUGACAGCGAACGGUUGGCCAAAGAUUGAGAUGGAGUGUAUGAUUUGGUAACAGCACAGUGCUGUUUUUCGUUUGAGGAAACGAACUCAACUUGAACUUGAGGGGACCGGAUAGCUGGGGACGGCGCCAGUGAGGAUACCGUACUAGUCACUCUGGGGCGUCAAAGUGUGGCACUGGCAGGGCAGAUAUUCAAGGAUUAUAUUUCUUUUUUAUGGUGGUUGAGUUCGCAAGUACUGUAUCAUCGAUAUGCCACACGUUGUCCACCA
Messenger RNA from Exophiala dermatitidis NIH/UT8656, 1747 nucleotides. RefSeq lists its product as uncharacterized. Lineage: Eukaryota; Fungi; Ascomycota; Eurotiomycetes; Chaetothyriales; Herpotrichiellaceae. The transcript is spliced from 2 exons. The coding region runs from base 134 to 1510 and encodes 458 amino acids. The record is from RefSeq and is a predicted model, not a curated record.